AUGCCCGCCGCAGUCGAGUCUGCCGCAUCCGCCAUCCUCAAUCACUCGGCGACCUCCUACAACUUCCGCUUCUCGCCCUUCCUCCGGCGAACAUACCAGGUCGGCCUACCCCCCGACCGUCCCAUCUGCAAGGCCUUCCAGUCCGGCCACUGCCCCAACGGCACGCGAUGCUCCGAGCGCCACGUCUCCGAUGCCAAGACGGCGCAGCCCACGGGCGGCCUCAACUCGCUCGUCUGCAAGCACUGGCUGCGCGGCCUGUGCAAGAAGGGCGAGCACUGCGAGUUCCUUCACGAGUAUAAUCUGCGCAAGAUGCCCGAAUGCAACUUCUUCAUGCGCAACGGAUACUGCUCAAACGGCGACGAGUGCCUCUACCUUCACAUCGAUCCUCAGAGUCGGCUGCCGCCCUGUCCUCACUAUGAUAUGGGAUUCUGCCCGCUGGGACCCAACUGCUCAAAGAAACACGUUCGCCGCAAGCUUUGUGGCUUUUACCUUGCCGGUUUCUGCCCAGAUGGUCCGGAUUGUAAGGAGGGCGCACAUCCCAAGUGGUCCAAGAACCUGGAGAAGCCGACCCUCAAGUCAGAGGAGAAGAAGGACGAGGAUGUUCGGAUGGAGCUUCCACGAGAUGAUGAAAUGGACAGGCCGCGCGAGCAGCAGAGAGACAGAGAUCGCGACCGUGACCGGGAUCGGGACAGGGAUGAUGGAGGCAGACACGGCGGUCGACACGGAAGAGGAGGCAAAUGGCGCGGCAGGGGACGAUUCCGUGGAAGAGGGCACUAA
This is a messenger RNA of Fusarium vanettenii 77-13-4, 777 nucleotides long. RefSeq lists its product as uncharacterized. The coding region runs from base 1 to 777 and encodes 258 amino acids. The transcript has a single exon. Lineage: Eukaryota; Fungi; Ascomycota; Sordariomycetes; Hypocreales; Nectriaceae. Gene Ontology annotation, molecular function: RNA binding; metal ion binding. The record is from RefSeq and is a predicted model, not a curated record.